ACUGCAGCUCGCUCCCCUGCCGAACCACUACCACUACCUCCGCUUCAUGUGCAAUUCGACAGUCAGCGCUUUCUCAUUGGUUGGCCAGAAGCUUGCUUAUGUUUCUUGGUUCGUGCACGAUGUGGCGGUAGUGUCUUUCUUGGGAUAAUACAAUAUCAUGUGUUUUGAAAUUCUUUUGUUUUGUGUAAAAGCAUAAGCAGUGUAUCCGUGUGAACAGUAAUUGAUCACUAGAUCAUUACUAUUUCAUUUCUAAAACUAUAUAAUUGUUGUUAUUCUGGGGGCAACUAUAGGUUUGCAGCCGUCAGCGUAAACAGUAACUGUGGAAUUAAAAUUAUAAAAACAUGAGUGGAACACCACCUGAUUCACCUGAGGUUGAAGAAGGUAGCCCAUUUGGCGGAGCUGAAUGUGAUGAUUCCGAUCCAGAACCAGCUCAACAAAUAUCUGAAGAUCAUGAGCAAGGUGAAGAAAAUUUUCCUUUCGUCAAUGUAGCAGUAGAACUCUAUGAAGGUCCUGAUGGUGAUGCUAGUGCUAAAGAGCCUGAGCAGAACAAUGAAAUUUCUGAUGACUCAUUACCUAAAUCUCCCGAGGUGGAAAAUGUAGAAACCACUCCUGAUUUAAAUUUGCAUAUAGGAGAUGAAGAAGAAAGGGAUGAUGUUCCUGAUUCAACAGGCCCAGACAUGAAUGAGGAUUCGGCUGUCUCGGAUGCUUAUGCAACAACUGUAAUAAGAUCUGAACCCUUUGAGCCGGAUUAUAAACAACUCCAUAAGACUUAUAUAGAGGACUUCAUAUAUUCUAAUGCUUCCAGUUUCGAUGAAGGCUCAAAUUCUAAUUUUGAUGAUUCACGAGAUGAGCCUAAAGGUUCUUCUUUAUCAAAAUUUCCAAAGAUUGUAAAAGCUGUUGAACAAGCAGAAUAUGAGACUCUUCAGGUCCUUUUUCAGUUACUCUAUCAAAGGAGUGCUUGGGAUACUCAAGAAGUCCUUGCUCAUGGUAUAUUAGAAUUUUCUGGUUUUAAUUUUGGUCCGAAUAGUGAAGACUAUUUUAAUAGAGAGAUGCUUCUGCGCACUCAGCCAGAUGAAAUGCUUGCAAAGAUUGGUAUUUUACUCGGAUUAGACCAUCAAGUUCAAAAGAUGCUAACAGAUCUCCAAAAGGCUAGGCCGGAAUUAAUUUCCGGCAUUAUGUAUUUCUUAUCAAGGCCUAGCAGAAAAACUCGUUUUCUCAAAUCUGGUGUUGACCAGAAAGAAGAAGUUCCUUCACCUACAGCUAGCCAAAAAAGACUAGUAUCUAAAUGCGGUUGCCGUAAUAAUUGCAUGCUGCAGUUUACCAAGGUUGAGCGGAAUAGAUUGCUGGAGUAUUCAAAGGAAUUGGACCAAAAGAAAUUGUUAGAAAGCUAUCUUGUGAAUUUAAUGGAAUGCAAGAAAAUCAAAAGAACUCCUCAGGAAAUAGAAAACAGUAAAAAACUUAAAGAAGUGUGUUAUAGUUAUACGGUUAAAUUUGAUACAAAAGAAGUUAACGUAUGUAAAGGUGGAUUUUGUCUAUUACAUGGGCUAAAACUGGGACGAGUUAGUCAGCUGCAAAAUAGAGUGAAAACUGGAAUGAAGCUACCUAAGCAAAUGGAUAUGAAAGACUUCCCUCCAAUUAUUUCUGAAGAAGAAAGGAAAUUGAGACAAGAAAUUGAAGCAAAAAAGGCUGCCAAAAAGUCAUCACCUAAAAAAAAACAACCACAAUCACCUGCUCAAUCUCUUCCAAAGAAAGUUUGGGUUUCUAGUGAAGAACAAAUACGAAGAAUGGAAAAAGAAUUGAAUGGAAAUAUUGAUAAAUCUUGUGCCGCUCUUCCAAAAGUUCUUUUGGAAAAGAUUGAUGUAAAAAUGCUUCAAAAGAAUUCAGUUUUAUUAGAUGACAAAGAUUUGAAUUCAGUACCUGCAGUAGAAAAACCAACUCCAGAAAAGCAACCAGAAGAUACAAAACCGUCCAUGGCUGAAGAGAAAAAAACUGUAAAAUUAAAAGAUUUUCCUUUGGUUGUAAAAGCUGUGGAAGAUGCUCCACAGGAAUUGUUGGUUGAUGUACAUUUUUUGCUGUUUCUUACUAGUGCAGAUGAUGAUGAGGUGAAAAAAAACAUUCUUGAAUUUGAGGGAUUUUCUUUUGAUUCUGAUACAGAAGAAUAUGAUGAAAGAAAUGAGUUUUUGCAGAGGAUGACUUUUAAAAUUGUUUGUGAUGUUGCGAGGACAUUUUCUUUAGCUGUUAUGAAUACUAAAGAAGAAACAGUAAAAAAUAUUUUGAAAUUUUUGUCAAAGCCAGAUGAAAGUUUUUUGACAACUACAGUGUCUAUGCCUUUGAGUUUAUCUGAUGUUGAACUCGAUGAUCUUGGUGAUUUGUCUGAUUCUGAUGCUUCCAUAACCUGUGAAGUAGUUGAAAAGAAAGUUGAGUGCAUUGAUUUGUUAUCAUCUGGCGAAGAUAGUGAUGGAGAAGGCAAAUCAAAAUCAAAGUCUCCUAAGAAAUCUGCAACUUCAACUACUUCAAAACCUAGCACUUCUACAAUUGUUCAAACAACAGUUGUGUCAUCAAUAACUCAAGUCACCCCUACAACUACAACUGCUACUACUUCUACUGUUUCUCAGUCUAACAAUAAUACGAGUGGUAAAACAAGGUGUUUGAGAGAUUUUGAAACAAUUGGUAAAAUUGUGAAUACUCAUCCUCAUGAGUAUCUAGUGGAUAUAUUUGAACUCCUAUACUUAAAGAAGCAUGAUCCUGCUACACUCAGAGAUGACAUACUGAAUUUUACUGGAUUUACUUUUGAAAUGAAAUCUCCUGAAUACAUAAAACGUAAACAACUUCUAGACAGAAUGUUAUAUAACUCUGUACGAAGAAUAUACAAUACUUUAAUUCAUAAUACAACUGAAGUUAAAGUGUUUUCAAAGCCUACAAUGAUCACAGAAAUUUUUCAGUUCCUCUUCAAUUUACCAGACCAUGACACAAGUGUUCGUCCGCCACCUACUCCUAAACCAAUUACAAAGCCAAUAGCAUCAGCUGGAGCCAAACUUCCUACUCCGGGAAUAACUCCACCUGCAGGUUUAAACCUUCCCAAUCAAUCUGGGAAACUAAGUGAUUUAAAAAGAGUUUUCCAGAGAGUAGCAUGUUUUCCUUGUGAAUAUCUUACUGAUGUCCAUAAAUUGCUAUUUAUGACAGAAUGUGAUGCUAAGGUUAUUCGUCAAAAUAUUUUUGCCUUCAAAGGGUUUAAUUUUGAUGUUGAUUCACAAGAAUUCCAACAACGGAAAAUGUAUUUAGAAUACUUAACUUUUCAUAGUUUAAGAAAAAUUUCUAGUGUUUUAACUACUAGAUCUGUAGAUUUGAGAAAUUCUACAAAGCAUGAAUUGGCAACUCAUUUGACUCAAGUUCUUGCUGAAUAUACUAAAUUAAAAGUUGAUGAGGAUGUGUUGCCACCAGGGAUUGCCAAACCAACUAAUCAGACAGAGGUGACUAGUACAUCAUCCGUCUCUAGCACUACUCCUGUAGAAAAUAUUGUUGUUACACCAGCAAUUUAUCCGAAUGUUGAAAAUUCCUCAUCUGGAACAUCUUCCACUGCAAACACACCUGUUAACAGUCAAGCAGCUUCUACACCUCUUGCAAUUUCCAUUGUCGAUGCUCGCUCUGUCAGUCCUACCAAAAAUACCCCAUCUUCCAAGCAAAAGAGGAAGAGGAAAUCAACUCCGACCAAGCAAGCAAAACAAAAAGCAUCAGAACCAGCCACUUCAUUUGCAGAUGUUAACUUACCAGAAGUUGAACAAUAUAAAAAGCUGUAUGGUCAAAAUCUGAAUGCAUAUCAAGCUCCUAUUACUGGAAUAGCUGUUGUUCCUGUUGUCAGUAAUUAUAAUCAACCUAUUGCAAUCCAAGGAAUGCAACAACCCAGUCAGUUAAUUAUACCACAAACCAUUGCUCCUACAAUAGUUACCCAAGUUACAAAGACUGAAGUAAUUGUUCCUGAAAAAAAUGCUGAUUCUGAGGAGCCAUCUGCAAAAAGAACAAAAAAUAAAAGUGAAAAAUCGGAAGAAAAUACAACUUUUCAAACUAAAAUUAGAGAUGCUGCGACUGAAGAUGAAGAUUGUGAUAAACCUUUGGCAUCUUUAGUGGGUCAUCCUAUAGAUAGUGUUUUAAAGAAGCAUAUUGUAGAUAUUGUAGAACAAAGUGAUCUUGAAAGCAUUACCAUUAAUGGAGUCAUUCAAAAGAUUUUCAACAUGUAUCCCAAAUUCGAUUUGUCAUAUAGGAAGGAAUUCAUUAAACAAACUUUAAGAUCUAUCCUUUAUAGACUAGGAGAAGAAAAGAAUUCAUCCAAGGAAGUAGAGAAAAGGGAUACAGACAGUCCUGACUGUUGUGUAACCACCACUGAUAAUAGUGAGAACAUAUCUGAAAGUGCAAUGGAGUGCUGCUAAAUAUCAAACUCAUCAUUUUCAUACAUUUUCAAGAUCUCAUUUUUCGUGAACUGAUCCAUUCCUGCCAUGUAUUUUUACUUCAUUCAUCAAUGUUGCUAUUCUAAGAUGCUGUACUCUUUUAAUGAAUCUUAUUUUUAAUUCAAAAACAGCUCAUAAGUACCAUUUUGUUUUAGUGCACUGCAAAAAGGAGUUUUUCUCGGGGCGAAAAUAUUUUUAAUAAUAUGAUUUACAUUGAAAAUUUAAUACCUUUCGUUUCAACUUGUGGGUAAUUUGAAAAUUUGUUUGACAUUUGUCAUUUUGCCAAAUUAUUUUUGUAUUUUAAUUUAUUGGACUUAGCUGCAGUUUGUUUCAUGAAUUUAAAAUGUCCUCAACCUCAGUUUUAAUUUGAUGCAGUGUUUUGUAUUUAAAAGAAGAAAAAAGUGUUUGUACUUUCUUAUUGCUGAGCAUUUUCCCAAUUAUUAAUUAGUGAGAAGUUUUUUUUUUUUUUUUUUUUUUUUAAAUUUUAUUAUUAUUAUUCUACUGUAUUGCUAAAAAAAUGUAGAGAGCGAAUAACUGUUUUCAUGUAUAAAAGUUUCUAUAAAAUUAAUUUUUCUUUUAAAAAAGAAAUAAUAUUAGUAUUUUAAUAUUUUUAAUUAAAGUGCAUUUUUAUAAAUUAUUAUUUGCUACAUUCCUUAAAAUUGGAAAGGAAAAUCCUGACAAUUUAUUGUUGUUUCUCACAAAACUGCCAUGAUUGGAACAGUUUGUAUUAUUUACAAAAUUUAUAAAUAAAGGUGCUAAACUUGAGAACACAGUCAAAUAAUGGAGCGAAAAAAAAAUUUGUAUAGUGGCAUUUUUUCUCAUAGUAAUGGAAAAUGAAAGAAUCUAACAUGCUUUUUCUUUCUCAGUUUCAAUUCUUCCAUAUUCCAUUGCAUUUUAUGGUGAUAAAUUUCUACUGGAUUAAAUCCUGUAAGCACUCAUGAUUUUGAACAAAUAAUUUUUUUGGUCAGAAAAAAAUUAAAUUUUAAGUGAAUAAACCAAAAUUUCUGUAUCUUAUUUAAUCUCGUAAAUAUUUCAUAAGCACCUAUAGAUGAAUCAUCUGCUUUUGAACUAAACAUGAAAAAUAGAGAAAAGAUAGUUUGUAGAGGGUUAAAUACUGAAUUUUAAAAUUUAUCAUACCAGCUAUGCACUUAAUUAUAUUCUACAAAUAAUUUUUCUGUUCAAACUAAUGAAAGAGAAUUAAAUCAAUUAUUAUUG
Argiope bruennichi is the source of this 5657-nucleotide messenger RNA. RefSeq lists its product as uncharacterized. Gene Ontology annotation, biological process: chromatin organization; regulation of double-strand break repair. Gene Ontology annotation, cellular component: nucleus. The coding region runs from base 342 to 4424 and encodes 1360 amino acids. The record is from RefSeq and is a predicted model, not a curated record. NCBI's taxonomy places the organism in Eukaryota, Metazoa, Arthropoda, Arachnida, Araneae, Araneidae. The transcript is spliced from 43 exons. Gene Ontology annotation, molecular function: histone binding; DNA binding.